AUGCUUGCAUUUUGCCUUUUGCAGCUGUUGACGUGGAUUCCAGGAGGGAAUGUGGGACAAGUUCGCAAUUACUACGUGGACUGGCGAAUGCUGCGGGAUGUGAAAAGGAGGAAAAUGGCCUUUGAGUACGCAGAUGAGAGGCGACGACUCAAUGCGAUACGGAAAAAUACCAUCUUGCCUAAGGAACUGCAGGAAGUUGCUGACCAGGAGAUUGCUAGCCUACCAAGAGACAGUUGCCCGGUUCGGAUCCGCAAUCGCUGUGUCCUCACCUCUCGGCCGCGGGGCGUCAAGCGCAGGUGGCGCCUCAGCAGGAUCGUUUUCCGCCAUCUCGCUGACCACAACCAGAUGUCUGGUAUCCAGCGUGCCAUGUGGUAGCGCCACAGCUUUCUUUUUUUUUUUUUUUGACACUUCCGGCAUGAGCAACCCCAGCUGUGGGACUAGAGUAAAGAGCCUUGGACAACGAGUAUCACAUCACAGAGGUUCCCUUCUCAAAUUGGGUGUUCUGUUUGGGGAUGGGUUGUACAUUACUACCAUGUUACUACAGCAGCUACAUGUCAGAAAUCCUUCAUUGGCAAUGGAGUACUUUGAGCCAUUGUCAGGUGGUAAAAGGGACUGAAUAAAUGCAUGAGAGUCCUGUUGGAAUGAGGGAGAAACUUGCCCUUCUGCCUAAUCUCCCUUUCCUUGAGACUGUCACCAGGGUCUGACUACAUACUCCUACCAAAAUUACCCAAGUGGUUACUCUGAGAUGGCUUGGCUAGUGAGCUCUGACAAAGGGAGCUAUCAUCAGGUGAGGUGAUGGGCCAAAUAGCAUCCUAUGUGAAGCAGCAAUGCAAAGUUUUAUCGAGUAUAUCGCACUUAUGCCCGUACCCUGAUGCUUCAUUCGAGCUGUAAGCAACCACUUGUAAUUAAAGUUGAGAAGUACAAGUAGUACCCCGCCACCUAGGAUUUCUGACAUUUUCUCAUUUCAUCCCCAGUAUUGUGCCCCUCUAUUUGUAGUUGAAUGUUUGCUGUGAGUUUCUUUCAAGUUUUAAUAUACCCUAUUUCUGGAGAAGACUGCUGUUUAAAGCAGCAGCAGGAGUCUGUUUGCAAGAAUUGUACAAGUAUCAAUACUUGUGAUGAGUGGCUGUAACAAAUUCAAAUGAUUGAAGGACAAUUUGCAGUCUGCUGUACAACAUCCAACAUUAAAAUCCUCACAAUAAUAAUUUAAAGGGACAUCAUUUUAAGGACAUUAAAUUUGGUGGUUUUGGAAAAGACAAGUUUGUAUUUUUAACCAUAACAUUAUGUGCAUUUGAUACAAUACAGCAAAGUUUGUUUUAAGCGGUACCUUAUAAACCGGUAUGUUUGAUAAACUGGCAAAAGUGAUAUACCUCAAAUACCACAAUCUACUAUGAUGUCUAUGAAUUUAUGCUGUAAAUAAAGUAUAACAGUGAUGUGUA
Molecule: messenger RNA, 1436 nt
Organism: Rhincodon typus (whale shark)
Lineage: Eukaryota; Metazoa; Chordata; Chondrichthyes; Orectolobiformes; Rhincodontidae
Gene: mrps14
Product: mitochondrial ribosomal protein S14
Exons: 2
Coding region: 1-375 (124 amino acids)
Biological process (GO): translation
Cellular component (GO): mitochondrial small ribosomal subunit; ribosome
Molecular function (GO): structural constituent of ribosome
Source: RefSeq, a predicted model, not a curated record